AUGGCACUGGACAGGAAGUGGAUGUGGGAGGAGAUGUUGGCGAUGCUGCACCCCUUCACGAUCGCUGUAGCUAGCCUGGCCAGCCGUCAGAUUCGCUCCAUGUGUGUUUCUCCAAGCGGUCUUCUUAUUGUGCCAUACAUUAUCGUCUUCUGCGAUGAUUUCGACGGUCCUGGAACUACAGACCAAAUGCUCCGUGCGUUGCCAGCCAUUGACAAAGGAGAAGUGGUUGAGAUAGAGAUCUGCGACGGCAGGGAGCUUGCAAAUCCGGUCGAGAAGCGGGACCGUUUCAGCUUGUGCCUGGGAUGGCUUUUGGGCCCUUUCAACAAGCUGCGUGCUGUUUCAAUAGACGUUGAAUACGGGCUUGGCGACCAAAGCCUUUGGGUGACCAUGCUCCUGAAUCUGAAACGCCAUUGUCCCAAGCUUGAACACCUCAGCAUGUACAGCUAUCCACAGGAGGUCAUCAAGGCAUUGCCCUCUUUCCAAAGCUUAACAAGCCUGCACAUGGCCAUUCAGAGCACCCCGCAUGCUCCAGCGACGUCGAUGUUGGAAAGAUUGGCCGACUGUUCAUCGUCCUUGCCAGCAUUGGACACUCUGUUGCUGGAGGUGGCCCCAGGAACAGAAGAGUGUCUGUCCUCGCUGCAGAGAUGCUUGGAUGCGUUUCCUCUUUGCUAUGCACGUAUUAUCGAAAUUGUUCAUGAUCCUCAGGCUCAGGAAGCUGGGACACUCCCAGGCACACUCUCGCAUGUUAAAUGGCCGCCGAAGUGCCGCACCGUCUCCUUGUCAAGCUUGUUUUCCGGGGAGAACUUGUGUACAUUGGCUGAGCAAAUCUGCUUGGGCACUGUCACCUGCCUCUAUUUAACCACUGGGCCUCUGACAACUGCUGCGCAUGCGAAAAAGUUUCUGGCAGCCCUCGAAGGUUCCCAGCUGAAAGGCUUUGGUUGGGAGUUUCCUGACCAGACUGUUUCACACGAGGUGCUCAAAGUGAUCGGGGACAGUGCAUGCAGCCUCGUCCAGCACCUCAAGUCUUUGCGGGUUCUGGAGAUCGGCAGCAUAUCUGGAACGUUUGAACCACCGGAUUUGCCAGCCCUUGCUGAACAGCAUCGGGUGCAUUGGCGACGCCCCGAUUCUCGGAGGUGGUGA
Messenger RNA from Symbiodinium sp. CCMP2592, 1140 nucleotides. NCBI's taxonomy places the organism in Eukaryota, Dinophyceae, Suessiales, Symbiodiniaceae. The record is from the annotation of a GenBank genome assembly.